Molecule: messenger RNA, 14134 nt
Organism: Monopterus albus (swamp eel)
Lineage: Eukaryota; Metazoa; Chordata; Actinopteri; Synbranchiformes; Synbranchidae
Exons: 12
Coding region: 158-14134 (4658 amino acids)
Biological process (GO): homophilic cell-cell adhesion
Cellular component (GO): plasma membrane
Molecular function (GO): calcium ion binding
Source: RefSeq, a predicted model, not a curated record
GCCCGUCUUUGCAGGAAAUAGAUGAUGAUUGUGUACAUGUACCUCUUUUGUGGAUUUUACAGAAGACUACGUAUACGGUACAAAUUGUGAGUGAGAUUCGAAGCCUGGCUCCAUAUAGGAAUAACUGUUAUUUUGGAGCUGGUAUUCAUGGGACGACAUGGAUUCACUAAAGAGCAAAGGCAACUCGUUGGGUUGGAGAGUCUCCAUUUUGCUUUUCUGCGUUGUUUCUGCAGUUAGAGGACAGAUUCGUUAUUCCAUUCCAGAGGAGAUGAGAAAAGGCUUGUUUGUUGGAGACGUUGCAAAGGACCUGGGCUUGGAUGUAAAAAGGUUGGUUUCUGGUCGGGCUCGACUCGUUAUAGAUGAUGAAAACAAAUACGUCGCGCUGAACCAGAACAAAGGGCAUAUUGUUGUCAAUGAAAGAAUUGACAGAGAAAAAUUAUGCGCCAAAAAAUCUCCGUGUAGCUUUAGUCUAGAAAUUGUCCUCGAAGACCCACUUGAAUUGUUUUCCAUUACCAUUGAAAUACAAGAUGUAAACGACCAUGCUCCUGCUUUUCCCAAAAAGGAAAUUAAUUUGGAGAUUAGCGAAUCGACGCCCACAGGGACUGCAUUCUUGCUUGACAGCGCAGCUGAUCCAGACGUAGGAAUAAACUCUCUCCAAAGUUACUCUUUAAAAGCAAACGACCAUUUUGUUCUCAAACAGCACACACGAGAAGAUGGGAGUAAAUACGCCGAAAUGAUGCUUCAGAGUGGUUUAGACCGCGAGAAACAAAGCGAGCACACGCUCAUAUUAACGGCUGUAGAUGGUGGGGAACCGCAGAGGUCUGGAACGGUAAAGAUACAUGUGUCUGUUUUGGAUGCAAACGACAACGCCCCCGUUUUUACGCAGUCCUUAUACAGAGUGUCUGUCUUAGAAAAUGUUUUGCCUGGCACAGUUAUUGCUAAAGUCAGUGCCGUAGAUGCAGACCAAGGUUACAAUGGUAACGUAACAUAUUCUUUCACCCACCUAGAGCAGGACUCCUCAUACCCUUUCAAAAUAAAUUCUGUCACAGGAGAAGUUAAACUAACCGGUGGCCUUGAUUACGAAGUUUCACCGAAUUACGAAAUAAACAUUCAAGCAAAAGAUCCCUGGGGUGUAGUGGGGGCCAGCAAAUUAAUUAUUGAAAUAGCAGACGUGAAUGAUAACAGUCCAGUCAUCACGAUGGCUUCAUAUUCGGGUAAGAUUUCAGAAGAUUCUAUUCCUGGCACAGUUGUGGCCUUAAUUAGUGUCCAAGACAAAGAUUCUGGUAAAAAUGGACAAGUCCGCUUAAAUAUAGAUGAAAAUCUCCCUUUCAAAGUAAAGUCAUCUCUCAGAAACUAUUACACACUGGUCACGGACCAAAGCCUUGACCGAGAAAAGCGUUCCAAGUACAAUAUCACUCUCACUGCCACGGAUGAGGGAUUGCCAGCCUUAUCAAGCAGAAAAAGUGUGAUUUUAGAGGUGACUGAUAUUAAUGACAACGCACCAGCUUUCAGCCAAAGUGUUUACAUUACUCAGGUUAUGGAAAACAAUUCUCCCGGUGUCUCCCUGAUGCAGAUCCACGCCACUGAUCCAGAUCAGGGUCAGAAUGCACGCAUAGCAUAUUUUCUUAUUGAUGGUGAGGUUAGUGGAAAUCCGGUCUCCACGUAUUUCUCCAUUAAUACAGAAAGUGGAGUCAUUCAGUCGUUGCGUUCACUGGACUAUGAACAGGUCAAAGAGUUUAAAAUACGAGUUAAAGCACAGGAUGCAGGCUCACCACCACUCAGCAGUAACACAACGGUUAUUGUGCACGUCCAGGAUCAGAACGACAACCCCCCUCAAGUCCUGUACCCAGUCCAGACUGGAGGCUCUGUGGUGGCUGAAAUGGUGCCUCGUUCAGCAGAUGUGGGCUAUCUGGUCACUAAAGUGGUGGCUGUUGAUGUGGACUCUGGACAGAAUGCCUGGCUCUCCUAUAAACUGCAGAAAGCCACAGACAGGGCGCUGUUUGAAGUGGGCUUACAGAAUGGAGAAAUCAGAACUAUCCGCCAGGUGACUGAUAAAGACACAGUGAAACAGAGACUGACUGUUAUAGUGGAGGACAACGGGCAGCCCUCUCGUUCAGCUACAGUCAUUGUUAACGUGGCGGUGGCGGACAGCUUCCCUGAAGUGCUGUCGGAGUUCACUGACUUUCCACACGACAAGGAGUACAAUGACAACCUGACUUUUUACUUAGUGCUGGCUCUGGCUGUAGUUUCCUUCCUCUUCAUCACCUGUUUAGUGGUUAUUAUAUCAGUGAAGAUCUACAGGUGGAGACAGUCUCGCAUCCUGUAUCACUCCAAUCUCCCUGUGAUUCCAUAUUAUCCACCACGUUACUCAGACACUUUAGGGACAGGGACUCUUCAGCACGUUUACAACUACGAGGUGUGUAGGACGACUGACUCCAGGAAGAGCGACAUCAAAUAUAUGCAGCCAGUGAGUGAAAGUUUGGUUAGCGUGGAAGGCACUGGAACUGAAACUCUGAAGAAAGAAGAGCAGUCAUCAGUCAUAUCUCACAUGUCAACUCUGCUUAUUAUUUUUAAUCAAACGGAGGCACAGAUUCGGUAUUCGAUCCCAGAGGAGAUGAAGAAAGGGUCCCUUGUUGGCAACGUCGCACAAGACCUUGGUUUGGAUUUACAAAGGCUUCGUUCUGGUCGGGCCCGUAUCGUGACAGGAGAAAACAUCCAGUACACUGAGCUGAAGACAGACAAAGGGACUUUAGUCGUGAAUGAGAGAAUCGACCGAGAGCAUCUUUGUGGAGACGUGACACCGUGUAGCUUUACCUUUGAGAUUUUACUGGAAAAACCAAUGGAAUUGCACCCUGUGACCAUAGAAGUACUGGAUGUAAACGACAACGCUCCCACUUUUCAAAACAGACACUUGGAAUUUGAAAUAAGUGAAUCAGCUGCUCUUGGUUCCCGUUUUGUCUUAGAGAGUGCGGACGAUGCGGAUGUCGGCGAAAAUGAUUUGCAGAGCUACAUUUUAACUCCGAAUGACAAUUUUGUUUUAAAACAGCAUGUUAAUCCGGACGGCAGUAAAUAUGCUGAGAUGGUGCUUCAGAAACACUUAGACAGAGAAGCACAGCCACGCCUGUCUCUAAAACUGUUGGCUGUGGACGGCGGAAAUCCACAAAGGUCGGGUACAGUAAAUAUAGGCAUCACUAUCUUAGAUAUCAAUGACAAUGCUCCUGUGUUUAACCAGUCAGUGUAUAAGGCCACUGUGAUUGAAAAUGCUCCAAAAGGCACUUACGUUGUUACCGUGAAUGCAAGAGACAUAGAUAGCGGUUCGAACGGUAAAAUUACAUAUUCCUUUUCCAAAUCAAAAGUAGGAAUAGCUGACGUGUUUGACAUAGAUGAGGCCACUGGACGAAUAUAUGUGGCGAAAGAAAUUGAUUAUGAAAAGGACAGAAAAAUUGAGUUCAUGGUUGAAGCUAAAGAUCAAGGAGGACUGACAAAUUCGAGUAAGGUUGAACUUGAUGUUGUCGAUGUAAAUGAUAACACACCUAUUAUCAACGUUAUGUCAUUUACAAGUCCUGUAUCAGAGGACUCGCCUGCUGGUACCACCAUUGGCAUAAUCAAUGUUAAAGAUCUUGAUUCCGGUGAAAAUGGACAAAUAAGGUGUUCGAUUGACGGCAGUGUUCCUUUUAAAAUUAAAUCCAAUGUGAGGAAUUAUUAUGCAUUGAUAACUGAUGCUGCAUUAGAUCGUGAAAAAGUAUCAGAGUGUAACAUCACUGUUAUCGCCUCAGACGCUGGUUCGCCCCCUCUCUCAGCUAAAAGAAUGUUUUAUUUAAAGAUCUCAGAUAUCAAUGACAAUGCUCCAGUAUUUUCACGAGGCCUGUACAGCGCGUUUAUUACAGAGAAUAACGCUCAAGGUGUCUCCGUAUUAAGUGUUCAUGCUAAAGACCCAGAUGAAAACCAGAAUGCACGUGUUUCCUAUAUUUUAGAAGAAUGUGAGAUUAGUGGAUUGUCAUUGUCUGAAUACAUGUCCAUUAAUGCAGAAAGCGGAGUAAUUCAUGCAGUUCGCUCAUUUGAUUAUGAGCAGAUCAAAGAGCUUAUAUUCACUGUCAAAGCUCAGGAUGGAGGCUCUCCUCCACUCAGUAGUAAUGUGACAGUGAAAAUACUGAUCCAGGACCAGAACGACAACCCCCCUCAGGUCCUGUACCCAGUCCAGACUGGAGGCUCUGUGGUGGCUGAAAUGGUGCCUCGUUCAGCAGAUGUGGGCUAUCUGGUCACUAAAGUGGUGGCUGUUGAUGUGGACUCUGGACAGAAUGCCUGGCUCUCCUAUAAACUGCAGAAAGCCACAGACAGGGCGCUGUUUGAAGUGGGCUUACAGAAUGGAGAAAUCAGAACUAUCCGCCAGGUGACUGAUAAAGACACAGUGAAACAGAGACUGACUGUUAUAGUGGAGGACAACGGGCAGCCCUCUCGUUCAGCUACAGUCAUUGUUAACGUGGCGGUGGCGGACAGCUUCCCUGAAGUGCUGUCGGAGUUCACUGACUUUCCACACGACAAGGAGUACAAUGACAACCUGACUUUUUACUUAGUGCUGGCUCUGGCUGUAGUUUCCUUCCUCUUCAUCACCUGUUUAGUGGUUAUUAUAUCAGUGAAGAUCUACAGGUGGAGACAGUCUCGCAUCCUGUAUCACUCCAAUCUCCCUGUGAUUCCAUAUUAUCCACCACGUUACUCAGACACUUUGGGGACAGGGACUCUCCAACACGUGUACAACUACGAGGUGUGUAGGACGACUGACUCCAGGAAGAGUGACUGUAAGUUUGGUGGAGCUGGUAGUCAGAACGUGUUGAUAAUGGACCCCAGUUCUACAGGGACGAUGCAGCAGAUACAGGGUGAGAAGAGCAUCCUGGAUGAACCAGACUCUCCUCUGGAGGGGAUUAAAAGGUUUACAGAACGACUCAGAGCCAAGGCGAGGUCGGACAUAACAAUGAAACGGCAAGUACUGUUGUUUAUCUCGGUUCUCUCCUUCAGCACAGUCCUUGGACAGGUCAGCUACUCCAUUCCUGAAGAAAUGCCGAUAGGUUCCUUCGUUGGUAACAUAGCUCAGGAUUUAGGUUUAGAUGUCACAAGACUGAAAUCCGGCAAGGCUCGUGUUUUUACUCGAGACAGCAUUGUGUACGUCGAGUUAAACAGAGAAAAAGGAAUUCUGCUGCUUAAAGAAAGGAUCGACCGAGAGGGGCUUUGUGGACAAAUGACGCCCUGCGCUUUGCAUUUUCAGAUUUUGUUGGAAAACCCCAUGGAAUUCUACAGUAUCACAGUUGAAAUCACAGAUAUAAAUGAUAACCCUCCGACCUUUCUUACAAACGAUGUUCAUUUUAAUAUAAGCGAAUCGGUGCUUAGUGGGACUACAUUCACUUUAGAUAGAGCGACCGAUCUCGACGUGGGCGAAAAUAGUUUAAAAACAUAUGUCCUCAAACCAACAGAUAUGUUUUCUCUUAGAAUAAAUAAUCAAGGAGAUGGUAGUGAAAAUGUCGAAAUGAUGUUAAAUGCUCCACUUGACAGGGAGAAAAAUGCAGAGUUGGCUUUGAUUUUGACAGCGGUAGAUGGAGGCGAACCGCAGAUGACGGGAACAAUGCAGAUCCACAUCACAGUUUUAGACGCUAAUGAUAAUGCUCCUGUUUUUACACAGUCGGUUUAUAAAGCGUCCAUUAAGGAAAAUUCACCAGUAGGAACAGUUGUAGUGACAGUUACUGCAACCGAUGCAGAUCACGGAUCUAAUAGCAGAAUAACUUAUUCAAUUUCAAACAUGCUAGAUCAUGCCAGGGGAAUGUUUGAAAUAAAUAAGGAAAGUGGUGAUGUCACUUUGAAAGGAAAAGCUGACUACGAGAAGGCCAGAAAUUUUCAGGUAAAUAUUCGUGCUAGUGAUGAUGGGGGAUUAACUGGUUCUUGUAAACUGAUAGUUGACGUAUUGGACAUGAAUGACAACCGCCCUGAUAUUCAUAUUAUGUCGAAAUCAAAUGUUAUAUCGGAAGACGCAAAACUUAACACUGUAGUGACAAUGAUAAACGUGGAAGAUGCGGACUACGCUGAAAAUGGAAAAGUGCAUUGCGCCAUUAAUGAUAAUAUUUUCAUGUUACAGUCAACAUCAGAUAAAUUCUAUAGUCUAAUGACAGACAGUGAAUUAGACAGAGAGAGAUCUUCAGAGUAUAACAUCACAGUGACCUGCUCUGAUGAGGGAGUGCCCUCCCUCUCCAGCAGCGUCACUCUCACCUUACAGAUCUCUGAUGUCAAUGACAACGCUCCUGUCUUUGAGAGGAGCUCAUAUGAGGCCUACAUUGUAGAAAACAACACUCCAGGUCUCUCCAUAUUCACAGUGAAAGCCAGAGACGCUGACUGGAACCAGAAUGCCCGUGUUUCUUACAUACUGGAGGACUCCUCUGUUAACGGAGUGCCAGUCUCCUCAUAUGUGUCCGUUAGUGCUGAUAGUGGAGUCAUCCAUGCAGUGCGCUCUUUUGACUACGAGCAGAUCAAAGAUUUCCACUUCCGCGUCAAAGCUCAGGAUGGAGGCUCUCCUCCACUCAGUAGUAAUGUGACUGAUGGAGGCUCUCCUCCUCUCAGUAGCAAUGUGACUGUGACAAUACUGAUCCAAGACCAGAACGACAACCCACCUCAGGUACUGUACCCAGUCCAGACUGGAGGCUCUGUGGUGGCUGAAAUGGUGCCUCGUUCAGCAGAUGUGGGCUAUCUGGUCACUAAAGUGGUGGCUGUUGAUGUGGACUCUGGACAGAAUGCCUGGCUCUCCUAUAAACUGCAGAAAGCCACAGACAGGGCGCUGUUUGAAGUGGGCUUACAGAAUGGAGAAAUCAGAACUAUCCGCCAGGUGACUGAUAAAGACACAGUGAAACAGAGACUGACUGUUAUAGUGGAGGACAACGGGCAGCCCUCUCGUUCAGCUACAGUCAUUGUUAACGUGGCGGUGGCGGACAGCUUCCCUGAAGUGCUGUCGGAGUUCACUGACUUUCCACACGACAAGGAGUACAAUGACAACCUGACUUUUUACUUAGUGCUGGCUCUGGCUGUAGUUUCCUUCCUCUUCAUCACCUGUUUAGUGGUUAUUAUAUCAGUGAAGAUCUACAGGUGGAGACAGUCUCGCAUCCUGUAUCACUCCAAUCUCCCUGUGAUUCCAUAUUAUCCACCACGUUACUCAGACACUUUGGGGACAGGGACUCUCCAACACGUGUACAACUACGAGGUGUGUAGGACGACUGACUCCAGGAAGAGUGACUGUAAGUGUGGUGAUCCAGACUCUCCUCUAGAGCAUGACAUGCAUUUGACGAUUGGAGAAUCAGCCGCACCGGGAGCACGUUUUGUUCUGCCAACAGCUAAUGAUCCUGAUGUAGGAGUCAACGGGCUUCAGGAUUAUCAUUUGUCUCCAAAUGAAAAUUUUGCAUUAAAAAAGCUUUCCAACACAGACGGAAGAAAAUUCGCGGAGAUAGUUCUUGAGAACCCGCUGGACAGAGAGCGACAUCCGAGUCUGUCCUUAAAGCUGAUAGCAGUGGACGGUGGAACGCCACAGAAAUCUGGCACAGUGAAUAUCGACAUCACUGUCCUAGAUGUUAACGACAAUUCUCCCGUUUUCAAUCAGUCAGUCUACAAGGCCACUGUAAUGGAAAAUGCUGCAAGAGGUACUUACAUCACCACUGUGAAUGCAACCGAUGCAGAUAGCGAACUGAAUGGUUUGAUUUACUAUUCUGUUUCCAAAAUGCAAGGCAGUAUCGACAGCAUUUUUUACAUGAACAAGACGACAGGUGUGGUGUUUCUUUCAGGGGGGGUUGACUAUGAAAAAACAAAAAAAUAUGAAAUACGUAUUGAAGCAACAGACCAAGGUGCUUUGACAGACUCCAGUAAAAUUGUAGUCGAUGUGAUUGACGUGAAUGAUAAUGCACCUGUCAUUAACGUGAUGUCCUUCACUAGUCCCGUGUCAGAAGACUCCCCUCCUGGCACAACAGUUGGCAUCAUUAAUGUAAAAGACCUGGAUUCAGAUGUCAAUGACGUAGGCGGAAAUCCGGUGUCUGACUAUGUUUCUGUCAAUGCAGAAAGUGGAGUUAUACAUGCAGUGCGUUCAUUUGAUUAUGAGCAAAUCAAGCAAUUGGUUUUCAUCGUCAAAGCUCAGGAUGGAGGCUCUCCUCCUCUCAGUAGUAAUGUGACAGUGAAAAUACUGAUCCAGGACCAGAAUGACAACCCCCCUCAGGUCCUGUACCCAGUCCAGACUGGAGGCUCUGUGGUGGCUGAAAUGGUGCCUCGUUCAGCAGAUGUGGGCUAUCUGGUCACUAAAGUGGUGGCUGUUGAUGUGGACUCUGGACAGAAUGCCUGGCUCUCCUAUAAACUGCAGAAAGCCACAGACAGGGCGCUGUUUGAAGUGGGCUUACAGAAUGGAGAAAUCAGAACUAUCCGCCAGGUGACUGAUAAAGACACAGUGAAACAGAGACUGACUGUUAUAGUGGAGGACAACGGGCAGCCCUCUCGUUCAGCUACAGUCAUUGUUAACGUGGCGGUGGCGGACAGCUUCCCUGAAGUGCUGUCGGAGUUCACUGACUUUCCACACGACAAGGAGUACAAUGACAACCUGACUUUUUACUUAGUGCUGGCUCUGGCUGUAGUUUCCUUCCUCUUCAUCACCUGUUUAGUGGUUAUUAUAUCAGUGAAGAUCUACAGGUGGAGACAGUCUCGCAUCCUGUAUCACUCCAAUCUCCCUGUGAUUCCAUAUUAUCCACCACGUUACUCAGACACUUUGGGGACAGGGACUCUCCAACACGUGUACAACUACGAGGUGUGUAGGACGACUGACUCCAGGAAGAGUGACUGUAAGUUUGGUGGAGCUGGUAGUCAGAACGUGUUGAUAAUGGACCCCAGUUCUACAGGGACGAUGCAGCAGAUACAGGGUGAGAAGAGCAUCCUGGAUGAACCAGACUCUCCUCUGGAGGACCAGAACGACAACCCCCCUCAGGUCCUGUACCCAGUCCAGACUGGAGGCUCUGUGGUGGCUGAAAUGGUGCCUCGUUCAGCAGAUGUGGGCUAUCUGGUCACUAAAGUGGUGGCUGUUGAUGUGGACUCUGGACAGAAUGCCUGGCUCUCCUAUAAACUGCAGAAAGCCACAGACAGGGCGCUGUUUGAAGUGGGCUUACAGAAUGGAGAAAUCAGAACUAUCCGCCAGGUGACUGAUAAAGACACAGUGAAACAGAGACUGACUGUUAUAGUGGAGGACAACGGGCAGCCCUCUCGUUCAGCUACAGUCAUUGUUAACGUGGCGGUGGCGGACAGCUUCCCUGAAGUGCUGUCGGAGUUCACUGACUUUCCACACGACAAGGAGUACAAUGACAACCUGACUUUUUACUUAGUGCUGGCUCUGGCUGUAGUUUCCUUCCUCUUCAUCACCUGUUUAGUGGUUAUUAUAUCAGUGAAGAUCUACAGGUGGAGACAGUCUCGCAUCCUGUAUCACUCCAAUCUCCCUGUGAUUCCAUAUUAUCCACCACGUUACUCAGACACUUUGGGGACAGGGACUCUCCAACACGUGUACAACUACGAGGUGUGUAGGACGACUGACUCCAGGAAGAGUGACUGUAAGUUUGGUGGAGCUGGUAGUCAGAACGUGUUGAUAAUGGACCCCAGUUCUACAGGGACGAUGCAGCGGAUACAGGGUGAGAAGAGCAUCCUGGAUGAACCUGACUCUCCUCUAGAGGAUGGUGGUCAGAUUCGGUAUUCUAUACCGGAGGAGAUGAAGAAAGGCUCUGUUAUCGGUAAUGUAGCGCAGGAUCUUGGUUUGGAUCUGAAAAGGCUCCGAUCUGGGCGGGCCCGUAUUGUGACCGGAGAAAACGUCCAAUACACCGAGCUGAAGACAGACAAAGGGAUUUUAGUCGUGAAUGAGAGAAUAGACCGGGAGCAGCUUUGUGGAGACGUGACACCCGCGAUUCGCUCCUUUGAUUAUGAACAAAUUAAACAAUUUGAGCUAAUUAUCAAAGCUCAGGAUGGAGGCUCUCCUCCUCUCAGUAGCAAUGUGACUGUGACAAUACUGAUCCAAGACCAGAACGACAACCCACCUCAGGUACUGUACCCAGUCCAGACUGGAGGCUCUGUGGUGGCUGAAAUGGUGCCUCGUUCAGCAGAUGUGGGCUAUCUGGUCACUAAAGUGGUGGCUGUUGAUGUGGACUCUGGACAGAAUGCCUGGCUCUCCUAUAAACUGCAGAAAGCCACAGACAGGGCGCUGUUUGAAGUGGGCUUACAGAAUGGAGAAAUCAGAACUAUCCGCCAGGUGACUGAUAAAGACACAGUGAAACAGAGACUGACUGUUAUAGUGGAGGACAACGGGCAGCCCUCUCGUUCAGCUACAGUCAUUGUUAACGUGGCGGUGGCGGACAGCUUCCCUGAAGUGCUGUCGGAGUUCACUGACUUUCCACACGACAAGGAGUACAAUGACAACCUGACUUUUUACUUAGUGCUGGCUCUGGCUGUAGUUUCCUUCCUCUUCAUCACCUGUUUAGUGGUUAUUAUAUCAGUGAAGAUCUACAGGUGGAGACAGUCUCGCAUCCUGUAUCACUCCAAUCUCCCUGUGAUUCCAUAUUAUCCACCACGUUACUCAGACACUUUGGGGACAGGGACUCUCCAACACGUGUACAACUACGAGGUGUGCAGGACGACUGACUCCAGGAAGAGUGACUGUAAGUUUGGUGGAGCUGGUAGUCAGAACGUGUUGAUAAUGGACCCCAGUUCUACAGGGACAAUGCAGCGGAUACAGGGUGAGAAGAGCAUCCUGGAUGAACCAGACUCUCCUCUAGAGAAUAAACAGCUUCAGCUAGUAGUCAAAGCUCAGGAUGGAGGCUCUCCUCCUCUCAGUAGUAAUGUGACAGUGAAAAUACUGAUCCAGGACCAGAACGACAACCCCCCUCAGGUCCUGUACCCAGUCCAGACUGGAGGCUCUGUGGUGGCUGAAAUGGUGCCUCGUUCAGCAGAUGUGGGCUAUCUGGUCACUAAAGUGGUGGCUGUUGAUGUGGACUCUGGACAGAAUGCCUGGCUCUCCUAUAAACUGCAGAAAGCCACAGACAGGGCGCUGUUUGAAGUGGGCUUACAGAAUGGAGAAAUCAGAACUAUCCGCCAGGUGACUGAUAAAGACACAGUGAAACAGAGACUGACUGUUAUAGUGGAGGACAACGGGCAGCCCUCUCGUUCAGCUACAGUCAUUGUUAACGUGGCGGUGGCGGACAGCUUCCCUGAAGUGCUGUCGGAGUUCACUGACUUUCCACACGACAAGGAGUACAAUGACAACCUGACUUUUUACUUAGUGCUGGCUCUGGCUGUAGUUUCCUUCCUCUUCAUCACCUGUUUAGUGGUUAUUAUAUCAGUGAAGAUCUACAGGUGGAGACAGUCUCGCAUCCUGUAUCACUCCAAUCUCCCUGUGAUUCCAUAUUAUCCACCACGUUACUCAGACACUUUGGGGACAGGGACUCUCCAACACGUGUACAACUACGAGGUGUGUAGGACGACUGACUCCAGGAAGAGUGACUGUAAGUUUGGUGGAGCUGGUAGUCAGAACGUGUUGAUAAUGGACCCCAGUUCUACAGGGACGAUGCAGCGGAUACAGGGUGAGAAGAGCAUCCUGGAUGAACCAGACUCUCCUCUAGAGAGCACAUUUUUGCGUUUUUCUUUUGCCAUGGCAUGUGGAAUACGAUCCUACACCCAGUGCGUAAAAUGGCGCUUUGGCUGUGGACAGAACUGGCAGCUUCUUUUGUUCCUUUUUUACGUCAAUCAUAUGGUCACUGGACACAUCCGAUAUUCAAUCCCGGAGGAGAUGAAGAAAGGGUCCGUGAUCGGUAAUGUAGCACAGGAUCUUGGUUUGGAACUGCAGAGGCUGCGUUCUGGCCGGGCUCGUAUCGUGACCGGAGACAGCACCCACUACACCGAGCUGAAAACAGACAAAGGGGUUUUAGUCGUGAACGAGAGAAUAGACCGGGAGCAGCUCUGUGGAGACAUAACACCGUGUAGUUUCAGCUUUGAGCUGAUUUUAGAAAACCCAAUGGAGCUACAUCAAAUUGCAGUUGAAAUAACAGACGUAAAUGAUCAUUCGCCAACGUUUAAAAGAAAUAACAUCAAUUUUGAGAUCAGCGAAAUCGCUAGUAUUGGCUCUCGUUUCCCUCUGACGAGUGCGGAAGAUCAGGACGUGGGUAUUAAUGGACUCAGAGAAUACAUUUUGACUGAGAAUGACAACUUUGCUCUAAAACAAAACGCGAAUGCAGACGGGAAAAAGUAUGCAGAGAUGGUGCUUCAGAAGCCACUAGACCGAGAGACAAAUCCCAAACUGUCUCUUAAACUAAUAGCAGUAGACGGUGGAUCUCCGCAGAGAUCUGGUACAGUAAAUAUAGAUAUCACUGUACUUGAUGCUAAUGAUAAUUCGCCUGUGUUUAAUCAGUCUGUGUACAAAGCUACAGUAAUGGAAAACUCGCCCAGAGACAGCUACGUCAUCACUGUUAAUGCUACUGAUGCAGAUUCCGGGACAAAUAGCAUUGUGACGUACUAUUUUUCAGACCUUAGUAGUGCUCUUAGUGAUUUGUUUACAGUUAAUGAAAACACUGGCAUUAUUUUAAUAACAGGUGUAAUUGAUUAUGAAAAAGACAAAAAAUAUGAGCUUAGAAUCGAAGCAAAAGAUCAGGGAGGAUUGACAGAUUCGAGUAAAGUGAUAAUUGACAUAAUUGAUGUGAAUGACAACGCCCCUACUAUUAGUGUUAUGUCAUUCACUAGUCCUGUGUCAGAAGACUCCCCUCCUGGUACAACAAUUGGCAUUAUAAAUGUUAAAGACCUCGAUUCUGGUGAAAACGGUCAAGUAAAUUGUAGAACAGAGCAAAAUGCACCUUUCAAGAUUAAGUCCAGUUUAAGAAAUUACUACACAUUGGUAACAGAUACUGUAUUAGAUCGUGAAAGUGUUUCGGAGUAUAGCAUUACUGUCAUAGCAAUAGAUUCAGGGACGCCUCCACUGUCGACAAAAAGGACCUUUAAUUUGAAAAUUUCUGACGUGAACGAUAAUGCUCCAGUGUUUUCAAAAAGUGUUCACAGUGCGUUUAUCAUAGAAAAUAACUCCCCUGGUGUUUCAGUUCUGAUGCUCACUGCAGAAGACCCUGAUGAAAACCAAAACGCCCGUAUAUCUUAUCUUCUGCAAGAUGCUAAUAUCGCUGGAGCUCCACUUUCUGACUAUGUUUCUAUUAAUGCAGAAAGCGGAGUUAUACAUGCACUACGCUCAUUUGAUUAUGAGCAGAUCAAAGAACUAUUAUUCACUGUCAAAGCUCAGGAUGGAGGCUCUCCUCCUCUCAGUAGUAAUGUGACAGUGAAAAUACUGAUCCAGGACCAGAACGACAACCCCCCUCAGGUCCUGUACCCAGUCCAGACUGGAGGCUCUGUGGUGGCUGAAAUGGUGCCUCGUUCAGCAGAUGUGGGCUAUCUGGUCACUAAAGUGGUGGCUGUUGAUGUGGACUCUGGACAGAAUGCCUGGCUCUCCUAUAAACUGCAGAAAGCCACAGACAGGGCGCUGUUUGAAGUGGGCUUACAGAAUGGAGAAAUCAGAACUAUCCGCCAGGUGACUGAUAAAGACACAGUGAAACAGAGACUGACUGUUAUAGUGGAGGACAACGGGCAGCCCUCUCGUUCAGCUACAGUCAUUGUUAACGUGGCGGUGGCGGACAGCUUCCCUGAAGUGCUGUCGGAGUUCACUGACUUUCCACACGACAAGGAGUACAAUGACAACCUGACUUUUUACUUAGUGCUGGCUCUGGCUGUAGUUUCCUUCCUCUUCAUCACCUGUUUAGUGGUUAUUAUAUCAGUGAAGAUCUACAGGUGGAGACAGUCUCGCAUCCUGUAUCACUCCAAUCUCCCUGUGAUUCCAUAUUAUCCACCACGUUACUCAGACACUUUGGGGACAGGGACUCUCCAACACGUGUACAACUACGAGGUGUGUAGGACGACUGACUCCAGGAAGAGUGACUGUAAGUUUGGUGGAGCUGGUAGUCAGAACGUGUUGAUAAUGGACCCCAGUUCUACAGGGACGAUGCAGCGGAUACAGGGUGAGAAGAGCAUCCUGGAUGAACCUGACUCUCCUCUAGAGGUGAGAUGA